UCUCACAAAUUCUAGAGAGAGAAAAUAUUAGGGUUGCCGUCCUCUCGCCGUUCCGUGCCGCCGUUCGCUGCUCUCCGACCGUCUCUUUGGCGACACACCCGAGGUCAGUUCCUCUGUUCUGCUCCUUCCAUGUCUGUCAAGUCUUCCACUCUUCGUUCAUCUGAACCCGAGCACGGGCUCGUGCUCGGCAGUCAGGGUUCCGUACCCCAGGGCGGCCAAGCAGAGCAGCCGGGUUUCCCAUCCAUUGAGGAAAUCGCGGCCGUAGAGGUGCCCGGGGAAACUGAGCCCCGCCUCCAGAAGCGCACAUUGCUUGUGGACUCGCUCAUCCGCGAGUGCAAGUGCGACUUGUCGAGUGACGAGUUCCUCAAGGCAGUGCGCUACGCCGGCCCCCUUGUGACCGUUCGUCGCCCUACCCCGGAGGAGUCGGUCUUCGACGCUACUCCGGGCUACUUCGCCAUUCAUCUCAAGUCCCUUGAGAACGGCUUCCGCUUUCCCUUGGAGUCCUUGGUCACCGACUUUUUCAAGUACUUUGACUUCCUCCCGUGCCAAUUGGUGCCGAACUCGCACCGAUACCUGGCGGGGUUCCUGAUCCGCUGUGAAAUCAUGAUCGCCGCGCCCGACAGGACGAAGCUGUUCAAGUCUAAGCCGCGCUCAGAGUCCAGCCAGGAACGGCCUCCGCUCCCAACUUCCACACCGUCCGCCGAGCAUGCCCAGGCGAGUAAGAAGCACAAGGACGUGAGCUCCUCGAUGGAAGGGGCUUCGUUGAGCGGAGCGAGGUCCCCACCCUCACGCUCGGUGGACUGCGGGAACCCGACCUUCGUGAAGGUGGCGUUCCCCCUCAAGCCUUCGUUCUUGCAUGGGGACUAUGAGCCUCGCCGUUUUCUGCAGAGCUUCAUCCAUCCGCCAGACCGAAUGGAGAUAAGUUCGGCCGCCACGGAGGACCUCGCCUCCACUCACUUGCUCGAGUUGGGCUCGGUAGGCGUUCUUCGCUCUAGCCCGCAGCUGGUGGAGCGCUUCGAGUGGUAUGUGGCGGAGAAGGCCAAAGGCGAAGAGGAGCUUCGGAGGCUGCAGGAGCACGUGGCUGGCCUCGAGGGGAAGCUCGCUGAUGCGGAGGAGCGGGCUCGGGCUGCGGAGCAGGCCCGCAUCACUGCUGAGGAGAAGGCGCGCCGCCUUGAUGAGGAAGCCGAGCAUCGUCUCCUUUUCAAAGAGGGGCAAGCCAAUUACUCCAUGGGCCUGCACCGGGCUCAAGAAGUUUUGCUGGAGCGGAUCCGAGAUGGGAAGGAGCUCCUGAAGCCAUGCGAGAACCCUGAGGAGUUUGACUCCUCCAUUUACUACUCCGAGGACGAGGACGCCGCUGGUGGGGUUUUGGAGGCCGAAAGGCUGUUGACGGAGUGCUUGCGCUCACCUAUGCGGGGCCGUGCUCACGCUUGGGCUCGCCUUGCCAAAGACAUGCUCGACUCGUCCCGUCGCCUUACCGAGGACGAGCGCGGAACAUCCGGGUAUGGCCUGCGCUCGGCUUCCCUCCCAGGGGGAGCGCCGAGCGCGAAAGUUCGACCUUCAUCCGGGAAGAACGUCCGGGUAUGGCCUGCGCUCGGCCUUCCUCCCGAGGAGGAGCGCCAAGCGCGAGUGUCUGACCUUCAUCCGGGAAGAACAUCCGGGUAUGGUCUGCGUUCGGCCUUCCUCUUGAGGAGGAACGCCGAGCACGAGUGUUUGACCUUCAUCCGGGAAGAACAUCCGGGUAUGGUCUGCCCUCGGCCCUCCCCUGGGGAGGAGCGCCGAGCACGAGUGUUUGACCUUCAUCCGGGGAGAACAUCCGGGUAUGGUCUGCGCUCGGCCUUCCUCUUGAGGAGGAACGCCGAGCACGAGUGUUUGACCUUCAUCUUGGAAGAGCAUCCGGGUAUGGUCUGCGUUCGGCCUUCCCCUGGGGAGGAGCGUCGAGCACGAGUGUUUGACCUUCAUCCGGGAAGAACAUCCGGGUAUAGUCUGCGCUCGGCCUUCCCCUGGGGAGGAGGGCCGAGCACGAGUGUUUGACCUUCAUCUGGAAAGAACAUCCGGGUAUGGUCUGCGCUCGGCCUUCCUCCUGAGGAGGAGCGCCGAGCGCGAGUGUUCAAGCAAGUU
Molecule: messenger RNA, 2118 nt
Organism: Cuscuta campestris
Lineage: Eukaryota; Viridiplantae; Streptophyta; Magnoliopsida; Solanales; Convolvulaceae
Source: the annotation of a GenBank genome assembly